Molecule: messenger RNA, 2486 nt
Organism: Pieris brassicae (large cabbage white)
Lineage: Eukaryota; Metazoa; Arthropoda; Insecta; Lepidoptera; Pieridae
Gene: Vps4
Product: vacuolar protein sorting-associated protein 4
Exons: 2
Coding region: 193-1515 (440 amino acids)
Biological process (GO): vacuole organization; endosomal transport
Molecular function (GO): ATP hydrolysis activity; ATP binding
Source: RefSeq, a predicted model, not a curated record
GUCAAAUCAGGUUUGACAGACAACUAGUAAGAAUUAAUUCUAAUUCUGAAUUUCUUAGUAAUUAAUAACUAUAAGAUAUUUGUUUUAAAGUUUUAGUCCGUUUUAGGUAUAUUAAUUUUGGAGUUAAUACGUAAUCUAAUGUGUAGUCGUAGUUUAUUGCCCAGUUCAAGUAGUUAAUAAAUUAAGCAAAAAAUGGCCUCAUCAAAUACUUUACAAAAGGCAAUCGAUCUUGUCACUAAAGCUACAGAAGAAGAUAAAAACAAAAACUAUGAAGAGGCAUUGAGGCUUUACGAACAUGGUGUAGAAUAUUUCCUACAUGCUGUUAAAUAUGAAGCUCAAGGUGAAAGGGCUAAAGAGAGCAUUAGAGCAAAAUGUUUACAAUAUUUAGACAGAGCGGAAAAACUAAAAGAGUAUCUUAAAAAAGAUAAAAAGAAAAAACCCAUGAAGGCUGGAGAGUCAAACUCUAAAAGUGACGAGAAAAAAAGUGACAGUGAUAGUGAUUCUGAUGAUCCAGAAAAGAAAAAAUUGCAAGGAAAAUUAGAAGGUGCCAUUGUGGUUGAAAAGCCACAUGUCAAGUGGAGUGAUGUGGCUGGCCUUGAGGGAGCCAAAGAAGCCCUUAAAGAGGCUGUAAUCUUACCUAUUAAAUUUCCGCACUUAUUUACAGGAAAAAGAAUACCAUGGAAGGGUAUUCUUUUGUUUGGUCCUCCUGGUACUGGUAAAUCAUAUCUUGCUAAAGCAGUGGCUACUGAAGCUAACAAUUCAACAUUUUUUUCAGUCUCUUCAUCUGAUCUUGUAUCAAAAUGGCUUGGUGAAUCUGAGAAACUUGUUAAGAAUCUCUUUGAACUAGCCAGGCAACAUAAACCAAGUAUCAUCUUUAUUGAUGAAGUGGAUUCAUUAUGUUCAUCAAGAUCUGAUAAUGAAUCAGAAUCAGCCCGCCGAAUUAAAACAGAGUUUCUUGUGCAAAUGCAAGGUGUUGGUAAUGACAUGGAUGGCAUUCUUGUUCUUGGUGCUACAAAUAUACCUUGGGUUCUUGAUGCAGCUAUAAGGAGGCGAUUUGAAAAACGAAUUUACAUUACAUUGCCUGAAGAACAUGCCAGACUUGAUAUGUUCAAACUUCAUUUAGGAAACACCCGACAUGUGCUAACAGAACAAGAUAUGAAAGUGUUAGCAUCUAAAACAGAUGGGUAUUCAGGAGCUGAUAUAAGUAUUGUAGUUAGAGAUGCUUUAAUGCAACCCGUACGUAAGGUGCAGUCUGCAACACACUUCAAAAAAGUGACUGGACCUAGCCCUACAGAUCCCAAUAUUAUUGCUAAUGAUUUAUUAACCCCGUGUUCCCCUGGUGACCCUGGGGCUAUGGAAAUGACUUGGAUGGAUGUGCCAGGUGACAAAUUAGCUGAGCCACCAGUUUCUAUGUCAGAUAUGUUACGUUCCCUUGCAACAUCCAAACCAACUGUAAAUGAUGAAGAUAUGAUCAAGUUGAAGAAAUUCAUGGAAGACUUUGGUCAGGAAGGUUAAUAUUAAUUGUUAUAAAUCUUAUAAAGCACUGAGCUUAUAUUUGUAUAGCAUGCUACUUACUUUCAUAAUGUAAGUUUCUUUGCAAUUCUAAUACCUUGGCCUAUAAAAAAGAUUGUUUAAUGAAAUACAUCUUUAGAGAAUUUUAUAUUGCCUGUUAUUCUAGACUGCAAAUAAGAAUGCAGGGAAGACAAUUAUUCAAACAAAUAGAGUUUGCAAUAGUAAAUAAAAUUGAGAUAUUCAAUUUAUUGUAAAUUAUAAGACAUAUUUUUGUAAAUUAAUUCUAAAACCAUAAUGGUGGCUUAAUUAGAUAGAAGAUUUCAUGAAAGAUUUUUUCACUUCUAAUAAAAACAGCUCUUCAAGUUGUAUAUUUUUUAUAGAUUUCACAUUUCAUAGCCAAUCUUUUCUAAAGGAAUCCUGACCUUUGCUAGCUAGCUAUGUAAACCUACAAUUAUUGCUAUAAUUAAAUUUGCAAAGUUAUGACUUACAUUUAAUUACUUACAAGUACAUUCAUCAUUAGUUAUUAAGUUUCAAGAAUCAAAAAAUUAAAAACAUAGGAUGUAUGUACUAAUUUAUAUAUUAAAGGAAUUCUAUUAUUAUGUUCUAGUAGUUACAGCAAGAAUAUAUGAUUAAAAUUGUGAUUUUAUUAAGUAUGAAUUUAUGUUUCAAUUUUAAGACCAAUGUUGGAAUUAUGAGAGAUUUCAUAGAGGAUAAUUUUAUUUUUAUAAGUGAAUAAGCAUCUUAUAUGUGUAUAUCAGUAAUUCAAUUUAAUUAAAUUUUAUUUGAUGAUAACAGCAUAGUAUAUUUGUUAUAAAGGCUUUUUGAUUAAGAUUCAAAUUAUGUAUUCAAAAUAUUUUGCUGUAAUUGGAUAUAGUUUGUUGUAUUUCUUAAUUUUUUCUCAAGUGUAUCUUAACAUAGAGGUAAUUUCCUUAUUUUUAUUAAAAUAUGAUAAUAAAAAUUUGAUUUUAAAGGUU